AUGGAUUUACCUCCACUUUCCGAAUUAGAGUUGUAAAAUAUUUAUGCUUGGUUAGACAAACUCCCACUCUCAAGGGCUAAGAAGAAUAUUCAAAGAGAUUUUGCAGAUGGAGCUAUGGUAGCUGAAAUUGUAUACCAUUACUUGCCCAAAUUAGUUGAGAAGCAUAAUUACCCUCAAGCUCAUAGUGUUUAACAAAAGUAAUACAAUUGGAGCACUCUCAAUUUGAAAGUUUUCAAGAAACUUGGAUUUCAAUUAUCUAAAAAUGAUAUUGAUAGUGUUAUUGCUUGUUCACCAGAAGCUAUUGAAAGAGUUUUGAAGUUUUUAUAAAUUAAGAUUGAGAAAUAUUUGGAACAAUAAAAAGAAUUGGAGAAAAAGGCACUUGAAUAAUAAAAGCAACAGUAAUAUUAAUAGCAACAAAAAUAGUCAGUGUAGGAGGAUCCCCUACAAAACCAAGAUUUUGGAUUCAUCUUGGCUGAGAAGAAUCAAGCAAUUUCGGAGUUAAAAGAAACUGUCGAAAUUUUAUAAUUGAAAGUUAAAAAACUUGAAUAGCUCUUACAAAUUAAGGAUAAUAAAAUUUAAGGGUUAGUGAAUCAAUUGCAAGGCAAACAAUGA
Messenger RNA from Paramecium tetraurelia, 612 nucleotides. RefSeq lists its product as uncharacterized. The record is from RefSeq and is a predicted model, not a curated record. Gene Ontology annotation, cellular component: axoneme. NCBI's taxonomy places the organism in Eukaryota, Ciliophora, Oligohymenophorea, Peniculida, Parameciidae. Gene Ontology annotation, biological process: regulation of cytoskeleton organization. Gene Ontology annotation, molecular function: microtubule binding. The transcript has 3 exons.